AUGAAUACCAAUAAUAAUAAUAAUAAUAAUAAUAAUACCAUUAGACACACAAGCUCUUCUUCAAUUACUAAUAAUAAAUUCCCACUUAGGGAUAUAGGUAAUACUAUCAAUAAUUUAACAAACAGUACAACUGAAAAUAACAAUAAUAGUUCUAAUGUGUUUAAAAGACUGUCACCCGUAUUUAAUAAACCAGCUAUAAGGAUAUCGCCUGAUAAAAAUAAAAGAAUUGCUAUUAAAAGAACAAACACCUCUUCAAUAUAUGAAUCGGUAGCCCUAACUACCACACCGCUGCUCACACCGAAAAAGAAAAGAUUGGUAUCUCCUACCAAAUACAACAAUUUAAUAUCACGCGGAAACGGUAUAAAAUCAAGGAUAUAUUCUGUUGGUAAUAGCACCACCAAUAAAAUAGAUAAACCCAAAAAUGUGCAUAAACCUGUAUCAAAAGAAAUAUUAAACUAUGAAUUUCCAACAUCCCCUUUGAAAUUAAGUCCUACGCGUACCAUAGGUGGUGAUGGAAGUUUAAACAGAAUACGUUCAAGAUUUAGUCAAUUGAAAAAGAAUUCCCCAGAAAAAAAAGAUAUAAUGGAAACUGAAUACGAUAAGCUAGAUACCACCCCCUUCCACAGCAAAAGAAACUUGCUAACAAAACUUCUUGAAGAGGAAGUGCAAAAUACACCAAUAAAAAGCGCUUUGAAACCUGAAGUUUUUGCAAAAGAUGAAAAGUCUGAUCAUAAAAUGGAUGAUCCAAUUAGUGUCACAAAAAAAAAAGUUACUUUUAAUUUACCAGACACUUCCAUGUCAAGUAAUGACCCAUCCCUAAUAGAACAAGAGCAGGAAAUACAUCAUAAUAGUUUAUUGGAUACAGGCGAUAAAAAAGAUGAAAUUCUUUCUAUUUUAUUACAGGUUUUAAAACGUCAAGAUGCAAUUGAGCACAAGUUGGAUAUAAUAAUUAAUAAACAAAAAUAA
This is a messenger RNA of Saccharomycodes ludwigii, 966 nucleotides long. It is a transcript of the gene FIN1, whose product is annotated as Fin1p. The record is from RefSeq and is a predicted model, not a curated record. NCBI's taxonomy places the organism in Eukaryota, Fungi, Ascomycota, Saccharomycetes, Saccharomycodales, Saccharomycodaceae. The transcript has a single exon. Bases 1 to 966 code for a protein of 321 amino acids.